GCUAAUUCAAAGAUGAACUCAGGGAAAUUUGAAUUCUUGCUACUUCUACUCCUGUUCACCUCCUCCACUUCUUAUGCUUGGUUUGGUAGUAAACACAAGAGUUUCACUUCGAGUGCAAAUGCAAGGAACACCAUUCUUUCACAUGAACCUUCAUCGUCGUCGUCAUCAUCAUCAUCACCAUCAUCUUCGUUUCUUCUAAACCGUUUUCGUGCUGGCUCAUCCGUCGUGUUUCCGGUUCACGGCAAUGUUUACCCUGUUGGGUUUUAUAACGUUACUCUCAACAUAGGCCACCCACCUAGGCCAUAUUUUCUUGACAUUGACACGGGUAGCGACCUCACAUGGCUUCAAUGUGAUGCCCCUUGUUCCCGUUGCUCUCAGACACCUCACCCGCUUUACAGGCCCAGCAAUGACUUGGUGCCAUGCAGGCAUCACCUCUGUGCAUCAUUGCACCACACUGAUAACUACGAGUGUGAAGUGCCAAAUCAAUGUGACUACGAAGUUGAGUAUGCAGAUCAUUACUCAUCCCUUGGUGUACUUGUCAAUGAUGUCUAUACUCUCAACUUUACAAAUGGAGUCCAACUCAAAGUUCGUAUGGCACUUGGAUGCGGAUAUGAUCAGAUUUUUCCAGAUUCAUCUUACCACCCUUUAGAUGGAAUGCUUGGGCUUGGCAGGGGAAGAUCCAGCUUGAUAUCACAGCUGAAUAGUCAGGGUUUGGUGCGAAAUGUUGUUGGACACUGUUUGAGUGCACAAGGAGGAGGAUCUAUUUUCUUUGGAGAUGUUUAUGAUUCUUCUCGACUAACUUGGACUCCAAUGUCAUCCAGAGAUUACAAACAUUACUCAGCAGCAGGGGUAGCUGAACUCAUUUUUGGAGGGAAGAGAACUGGGCUUGGAAAUCUUCUUGCUGUUUUUGACACUGGGAGUUCUUACACUUACUUCAACUCUAAUGCUUACCAAGCACUACUUUCUUGGUUGAAGAAGGAAUUAGCUGGCAAGCCUCUACGAGAAACACAUGAUGACCAAACUCUCCCUCUAUGUUGGCAUGGUAAAAGACCUUUCAAAAGCAUAUAUGAAGUUAGAAAAUACUUCAAGCCAAUGGCCCUUAGUUUCACCAGCAAUGGGAGAACUAAAUCUCAGUUUGAAAUCCCUCCUGAAGCAUAUUUGAUAAUAUCUAACAUGGGAAAUGUUUGCUUGGGCAUUCUAAACGGCUCUGAAGUAGGGAUGGGGGAUUUGAACCUAAUUGGAGACAUAUCCAUGCUAAACAAAGUGAUGGUAUUUGACAAUGAAAAGCAAUUGAUUGGUUGGGCACCUGCAGAUUGUGACAGGGUUCCAAGAUCCAGAGAUGUCAGCAUUUGAUCACAAAUGAUAACUUCUU
This is a messenger RNA of Abrus precatorius (Indian licorice), 1372 nucleotides long. RefSeq names its product aspartic proteinase Asp1. Gene Ontology annotation, biological process: proteolysis. The record is from RefSeq and is a predicted model, not a curated record. The transcript is spliced from 8 exons. The coding region runs from base 13 to 1353 and encodes 446 amino acids. NCBI's taxonomy places the organism in Eukaryota, Viridiplantae, Streptophyta, Magnoliopsida, Fabales, Fabaceae. Gene Ontology annotation, molecular function: aspartic-type endopeptidase activity.